This is a messenger RNA of Phytomonas sp. Hart1, 516 nucleotides long. The record is from the annotation of a GenBank genome assembly. NCBI's taxonomy places the organism in Eukaryota, Euglenozoa, Kinetoplastea, Trypanosomatida, Trypanosomatidae.
AUGGCGCAUUCCGUCCAGCCAUCCGCCGAGCUGGUAUGGCAGGCCGAACAAAAUGAUCUUCUGGCCCCUUACAAAACCGAUGAGGAGCUCGCCAUGCAGGCCGACAAUACUUUUUAUGCCCAAUUGGAAACCGAUUCGGUGAACAAAACGAAUGCGGUGGUUAAGGUCCUUCAGAACAAGCAGGAAGGCGAGGUUGAGAUUGUUGGGAAGGGUCCGACGCGUCGCUCGAAGUAUGAUUAUUUGGAAAAAUGGAGAGAGAUGUAUCGACAUGGGACGCUGGAAGUCCCUGAACGGCCACUUCUGCGUUUUGGACGUUCCCCCGACGACCACCACGACACGAUGGCGGCCACCGUAAGGGAUUGGUAUCGUCGUAAUAAGAAGUCACCUCUAACCGAGGAUCAACUUGCGCGAUCGAAGGUCGAAAAUGAGAGAGAAAAAGAAGCCAAGUGCUCCAUGAAAAAUUUAAAACAAGCGAAGCGCGCAAAGCGCAUAAAGGUGAGAACGCAUAAACUUUAA